AAGGACCAAGGACCGGGCUCCGGGGCUCAGGAAAGAAAAAAUGAAUCUUUGGAGCCUCUGUGCAGUCAGGCCCACCUGACUCCAAAGCCCAAGGAAAAUUUUACUAAACCAUGUUGUGUGUGUGUGUGAGGGUGGGGGUGGGGGGGUCAUAAUCCUGACAUUCCAGCCCAAUUUUCAUUUUUCUAGUAUAUUCUUUUCUAACCCUUUUCUGUGUAGGUACAAACUUUUACAUCAUUGUAUCCAUUGCACACAUACCAUCUCAUAUCCUUGUUCAUGAGCAUUUCUUCAGGUUUCCAUAGGCUUUCAAGUGGUCAAUCAAAAUCUAGUAAAACCCCAUUGAGUAGUUGCACCGUAAAAUACCUACGCAUUUUGGGGUUUUGUGGGUUUGUUUUGCGUGUUGUUGCUAUUUUUUUUUUUUUGCCUCCAUUUAUCUCAUCGCCCUCCCUCGAAGGAGGGCGUCGCCCACUCCGUCUUCUCUCGUCCUAUCACUCUCCCCACCGCGCUCUCCCCGAAUAGCCUGCCUCAGAGCCUCCAAGGGACGUAAGGGACGUAUGCGCGGGAAAAACGUGCGUGCGCCCAAGGGACGUACGGGCAAGGGCCUCCUGACCUGGCAGCCAAGACUGCCCCAGACCUCCUACCAUGUACCCCAACCCUCUCAUCUACUGCACCUGCUGGGACCCCUGGAACUUGGAACCACGGAAGCUAAUCAAGACCCCUCAGCCACCAAAAAAGACCUCCACAGGGAAACCCAAGCCAACUCUUCUUCCUCCAGCUUCAAAAAAACAAAAUUAUGUCCAACCACCAACAAAACCUGUUGUCUCCCCAAAAGUGAAAACCCACUUAAGAAAACAAGAGGAGAGCAAUAAUUUACCUUCUGAAGUGAUCAACGUGUGCCCUGGCUAUCGCCUCUUUCGGAAUAGGGAGCAGAUUUCCGUCACUUUGGGAGAUGAGAUGUUUGAUAGGAAAAAGCGUUUGAAAUCAGAGAUCAUGGACAAAAUCAGAAUUCGCAGGACUGAUAUCAUUACUGACCUAGAAGAGCAGAUCUCAGAGCUGACGACGAUAAUAGAGCAAAUGAACACAGACCACCAGUCUGCCAAAACAACGCUCUCCAAUGAAAUGGAAAUCCGCUGUGCUGAGAUGAAGCAGGACUUUGAAAACAAGAGCAGGGAGCUCAAAGAGGCUCACGCUGCAGAGCUCAGUGAGAUGGAGAACAACUACAAAGCAGCCUUAAAGGAAGAGAAGUUGGCUUCCCAAGAAAAACUAGAGGAGAUGGGAAAGGAAUACAAGUAUUUGAAGAAUAUGUUUUUUAUGUAUCAGGAUAGCCUUUAUGAUGAAAUGGAAGAUAAGUUGUCAAAGAAGAAGGCAGAAUGGGAGAAGGAUGAGAAGUCAGAGCGGGAAAAGAUCCUGCUACAGCAAAAAAAUACGAUGACAAAAAAGUUUGAGUUAGAGUCAGAAGAAGAAAAGAAAAAAUUAAGUGAAUCCUACAGUACUCUCUUUGAGAACGUCACUCAAGAGAAGGAGGAGCUCUUGAAACAACAUGAAAAGGACACCUUGCAAUUAAAGGAGCUGAAAAAGACCAACGAGAUCAUAGAGGAAGAGUUGCAUGCACAAGCUAUUAUCCUGGAAUCACUGAACACCACCCUCUACCAAACCCAGAUGGAACUCCAGAAGGAGAAAGCUGCGGUGGCAAAUCUGGAGAAAACACUCCAGACCAAGCUUGCUGAAACGGAAGAGAAGUUUAAAUUCACCAUACAGCUCCUGAGAGAAGAAAACAUUCAUCUGAGGCAAAAGAUAAAUACCAAGAAUGGAGGAAUUUAUGAAGAACGAUCUGGAAGGUCAACCUGUAUUACUAUUUAUGAGGAUGAUACUGAGACUUUAGAAGAGGGUAGCAACAAAAGACAAGAAUUAUGAGCAGAAAAGUUUUUCUCCAUCAUCGGAGUUGGUAGGAACACCAUCUCUGUAAGCCUAGAGUACUCCUGUAGGUUUUCUUGAGAAAUGCAUAAGAUGGGUUUGGUUUUGGGGUUGCCUUGAUUCUACUUUCGUCUUUUCACAAUUUGCUUUCUUCUAAGUGGUUGGGAAUGUUUGAAUUCUCAUCUCAAUUACAUAGAUUUUUUUUCAUGAUUUUCACUGAAAAGUGAUGUGCUCUGUAGCUAGAGCUGGGCUUUCUCUGGGUGUACUAUUUUCUCUUCCACCUUUACAUAUUUUUAUUAUGAAGACACUGAUCUGAAAAUUUUCUUUCUAUAAAAUGUUAACUAUAUUAUGGACUGUACCUGGGGCAUUUAGCUAGCAAGAAAAAAUUUAUUGGUUUGAUUUCAAAAACCUCUCUUUUUCACAUGUGUCCCCACUCUCUCACCUCUCAAUCACAUUCCCUAACCUGUGAUUUAGGAAGAGUUUCUGAUAAUUCUUGCCAGAUUCUCUAAACCAUUGCUAGAAUUCAAAUGCCACUGUGGAGGCAACAUAAAUAAGUGAAAUGGGCUGCACAUAAAGAAAAACAAUCUGACCAAAACAAUAAUUGGUAAUUAGCAGCAGCUUCAAUAGAGGGGACUAGAUGGGGGAGGCAGUGAGAGAAACCAUUCCAUUGCUGCCAUACAGAAGCAUGGAGUUAAUGGGAUCAAAUAUUCUGAUUUUUCAAGAGAAGGUAUUCUAGUUUUUAUAUCACAUCUCCCAAUUUUUAAAUAUGAACAACACAUUUUUUUUAAAUAUUGAUUUCAGAGAGGG
This is a messenger RNA of Myotis brandtii (Brandt's bat), 2718 nucleotides long. RefSeq names its product amyotrophic lateral sclerosis 2 (juvenile) chromosome region, candidate 12 (gene FLACC1). Bases 640 to 1911 code for a protein of 423 amino acids. The record is from RefSeq and is a predicted model, not a curated record. Gene Ontology annotation, cellular component: cytoplasm; outer dense fiber; sperm fibrous sheath. The transcript is spliced from 15 exons. NCBI's taxonomy places the organism in Eukaryota, Metazoa, Chordata, Mammalia, Chiroptera, Vespertilionidae.